Varroa destructor (honeybee mite) is the source of this 5109-nucleotide messenger RNA. RefSeq names its product vacuolar protein sorting 8 (gene Vps8). Gene Ontology annotation, molecular function: protein binding. Gene Ontology annotation, cellular component: late endosome; HOPS complex. The record is from RefSeq and is a predicted model, not a curated record. Lineage: Eukaryota; Metazoa; Arthropoda; Arachnida; Mesostigmata; Varroidae. Gene Ontology annotation, biological process: protein targeting to vacuole; endosomal vesicle fusion.
UCUCCGUUGCGAAAGCCUCAUGCGGGGAAGCACCAAUAUUGUCGUGUGCGUUUGUGCCGAUGUUUAUCCUGCGUAUAGGGCUCUGAUAAUUAUAUUUAAAGGGGUGGUUUACCACACGAAUAGACUGGGCUCGGUGAGUCUCGUUGAAUGGAGAGCAAAUAACACCUGAAAGUUCUAAAAAACUCAACUGGUUCAAGGAGGUGAACGGAGAUGAAUUCUUUAGAAUCGGAACCGGCUAGUAGCAGCACUAAUGAUCCUGUUAAUGGUGAAGUUGCACAUGUUUUCGAUGGAACUCUUAGCAAUGAGGAGGCGCACUUUUCUGGAGACUUCGAUGCAGCCAGUGGGUCCACUCCGUUCUUUUGUUCUGAGAUUAAUUUCAAUGAGAUUUCGGACACCCUAUCGAUUGCUUCCGGAAUCAGCUCGCUAUCUUCUACAUCGAAACUAAGACGGUCGCCGAAGCCAGCGGUUAAAGGAAGUGUGGUACGUCAUGUUCAGUUACGACAAAUUGGAGCGCAGUUGCAAAGAGCAUUUGAAAGUGGGGAGGUUGGUUCUCCAUCAGCCAUGGCCGUUGCCACGCUCAUCGCCAUCGGAACUUCGAAUGGAGUCACCCUCGUUUUCGAUUCGGAACAAAUUCUCAGAUGUAAGCUGGGCGCAUCUGAAAAUAAUCAUGGUCUUGUGUCAGCCGUCUCCUUCAAUUCUGAUGCCACGCGAAUCAUCGUGGGCCAUUCCAAAGGACAUAUGACGAUGUGGGACACGUCGAACGGAAAACUUCUGCGAAACCUUUCGGAUGUGCAUACGCCCAAUCAUGGUGUUUUGCUACUAGCCUUCACCGGAGAUCCGACCACGGCAGUGGUCACCGACACUGGAGGAUCAGUAUUCGAGGUAAACUUCAGGAAGAUUCUCACAUCAAGAUCGUAUGAAAGCAACUGCAUCUUUUCCGGAAGUCGAGGGGAAGUGUGUGCUAUGGAGCCACUACGAGUAGCGUGUAGAUUGCGCGGUCAUCCUAUAGAGGGGCUGUCACUCGUGGCCCUUGGAACGGUUACAAAAUGCAUCGUUAUUCUUCUUCGACCUGUCGUCACCGUAGUGUUCACUCACCAGCUUCGGGCGGAAACUGACACAAUACCAGUGUUGAGUUGGCAAUUCUCGUUUUUUCAAGAAGGAAGCCGUAAAGUCUGUUCUCCCGUGCUCGCGUUUGGUCGAAAAUCUACUAUCUACCUAUUUAAAGUUCAUACACAGAGCAACCACAAGGUGACAUUUGAGCCCCUACAGCAGUUGGAAGUAUCAUAUACAAUGAGACAACUUUGCUUUGUAAACUAUAAAACCCUUGCUAUUCUUGAUCAUCGGGAAAGCCUAAAAUUUCUCGAUGUUCGACUAGACGAGGAGGUAGAGUCAAUGGAUUGCUCUGAUCUAGACAUUAUCUAUGAGGGUAGUCGCUAUCGAGCCGAGGACACAGGCGGAAACGUCAGUAGGGCUAUGACUGUAAUCGGAGAAACUGCCUGUGCAAAUACAAUGGUCUCGUUUGGGAGCCAGUGUUUGAUUCUUGGCGGACGAGGUAUUCACAUCUACUCGAUGAGGUCCUGGACUGAGAGAGUAAAUUUCUUCUCCAAGCAGAAACUUUAUUCAGAAGCACUGAAGUUCGCUAUUUCUUAUUACAACGAUGAAGGCGAGGCUACGUCAUCUAAUAGGGUAAUUGAAAUCGUGACACCGAGAACCGAAAAAAGUCAGGCUCUGGUGGCGGAAAAAAUCGCCCUUUUAAUCGAAGAAUUUGGCCUUUUUCUCGUUGAUCGAGAAGGACAAAAGAUUGAUAAUUUAUUAACGCAUUACGCGGCCAAUGUGCCGUUGUGCAUUCACUAUGCGGUGAUCCUGCCAACAAAAUAUCAGAUCCUUGACACGCUUUAUGAGCUUUUUGCACAAGACCCGAUGGCUCUUACAGUUUUUCUGUCUAGUCUUCAACCGUACAUAAGUGGGGGUGAUCUACCGGAGUUAAAUCCAGUUAUCGUAAAGGAUUUUGUCAAUUUGCUUAGUUGCGAAAAUAAAUUUGGAGAGUUGGAGAGAUCGCUUGUACAGCUGGCCAUAACUUCCAUUGAUAUACACCAGGUAAUGAGUGUUUGUAAAGAAAAUCGUCUUUAUGACGCUAUUAUCUACAUUCAUAACGCCGCAAUGUUGGACUACACGGGGCCAAUUGAGGAAAUGGUUGACAUCAUUGCAGCACCUCUUGCUAUGAAUAAAGAACCAAAUUAUGCUGAGAUUGAGGUGGGCAACAAGCUGAUGGUCUACAUCAGUUGCUGUUUAGCGGGUGCAGCCUACCCCUGCGGCACGUUAUCACUGGCCGAAGCAAGCCGUGCUCGUGAAGCGAUCGUGAAGUACCUCACAACCCCUGUGCCUUCAGGAUCACUACGUCCUCCCUUUUAUUGUCUGCGAACACUUCUACACUUCAAUGCUCGGGAGUUUCUCAAUGUUGUAUCGCUCGCGUUUCAAGACGAGCAGCUCAGUGCGACAGAAGAGUCAGGUGAAACUACGGAAACCCCUGAGCCCCCAGAAGCAAUAGCUGCUACUCUGGGUCAGGACAAACAACAGAUCGUAGACAUCCUUUUGCAAUUAAUGGUGCGAGAAGAGGGUUUCGAGACACACGAAAUGAGCGCACUUUUUACCUUUCUCGCAAGACAGAUGGCUAAACAGGUAGCCGGUACCGGUAUCCGGGUUGACAAACAGCUAUUUGAACAGGUCGUUGAGUAUUUGACUAACGCAGACGAGGAGAGUAGAAUGGAGGAACGGCAACAGGCCAUGAUGGAGUUAUUAACGAGUGGCGGAUUGAAAGAUAUCCCCAUUGAGCGACUGUUGGAAUUAGCUGAACAAGCUCGAUUUUACCGUGUCUGUGAGAUUCUUUAUGAACAGCAAAGGCGAUUUGAUAAAGUGCUUCUCUGUUAUCUUAACGACCCUGCGCGACGAACAAAAAGUUUCGCUUACAUAACCCAAAUCCUAAACGGGGUGGAUUAUAAAGCCGCCGAAAAGAUCCAGCUUGAAAAUCAAGUUGUAGCAGUUAUCGACGAACUGAUACAAGUGGAUGCGAUGUCAAUGGCCGCACUUGUCAUUGAUCUUCUGCCGAAACGGAUCAAAGAAGUGCUAGAUCGUCUCGAGGGAAUGCCCGAAACACAAUACCAUUUACUUGAAGGCGUCUAUCGGUUGGCCGCUGGGGAGUGUCAGGACACGAUCAUUGGAGUCAAGGACGCAGAAGCGGUCACAGUGUCUCCCGACGUGCAAGAGAAAUAUGUGGAGCUUAAGUGCAUCUUCGACCCCGAUGGCGUGCUAGCAUUCCUCAAAGGAGUGGAAUAUUUCCGCGAUCUAGAGGUUCUAGCCAUUUGUAAAACCCAUCGAGUAUAUGAAGCAACAGCAUUUAUACUUGAAAAGCUACGCGAAAUACCGGAGGCAUUUGAGAGCUACCUAAGCCUAGUUGAGCAACACCUCAUACAGUGGCUUAGGAGUCUUGAUACUGCUUCGCCUCCUAGCGACUGCUCAAAAGUCUCCGACCAAAUUGGUAAGGUCGUCUAUUUUCUUCAGAGAAACUGCGGCGCUUUACAGGCGGAUGACCGUGAGACAAUGUGGUUUCGUCUACUAGAUGUGGUAAUGAAGCCACAGAAAGAUUCUUUAGAUCGGCCAGACCUAAGAGAACUUACAUCGUCGUUAUUGAAUGCAAUGAUGGGGCACGUGAGUCCUUACUCCAUUCUUACUAAAGUAAUGUCCGAUCCUGCAUAUAAUCUCAAUGAGUUCCGUGAGGUGAGACGCUUCAUUGGGGCUAUGAUAGAUACUUACAACUUCGAGCAGACCAUGUUGGCGACCACAAGCAACCUUAUAAAUUGUGACCUGUCGUGUAAACUCGCAGAUCUUAAGCGUCUUGCUAACAGGGCUGUUGUAGCAACUGUGGCAACCUGCGCAUUUUGCAACCGUCCUUACGCCGGAGCUGAUACUCGAGAAGUUAUCGUCUUUCGUUGCGGGCACGGUUACCAUCGUGAAUGUGUUGACCAAAAGUUUGAAGCACGCACAGUAAGUGACCUCAAAUGCCUCCGCUGUGGUAGAAUGAAUUGUACAGCUUUCGGAUUGCCGUCUGAGUCUUCGACUCACGCUGGGAAUGCUCAAGAAGGACAGAAAGGCGGUGCUGCAGCUGAUGGAAGUCGACAAGUGAGAAAGCGGCGGAUCAGAACGAUCGUUCCUCGCUUGUUACCAAAAGAAGCCUAUACAGAAAACAACGAAACGCGAUCCGUCACCGUUUAUUCUACGCUUUCGCCAGUUCAGAUGGAAGCCCUCGAGCACUUCAAAAUGACCCAAAAGAUGCCGCAAGCAUCAACAUCAAAUGAAGAAGUUCGACUCAGAGCAGGUACACUGCUAUCACGUGAUGAUUUCAAACUCUUCCUUGGCCCGUCACCCGAUAACCCCGUUGCAAGGGAACUCUUCAGCUGAGAAAAGAAGGAUUAUUAAGAUCUACUCGAUAUUCUCAAACGAAAAAAGAUUAAUUUCGAUAGUUCGUUUUUACGCAAAACUUACGUUUUUUUGCAAAACGCAAUUUUUUGUCAUCCAUCGAUGUGGCUGCGUGUAUAUGGUCACGAGGAACAGUAUUAAUGCACGAUCCUGUUCGCCAGUAACGUUAGUAUUCUGAGUAAACGCUCUUAUGAGGCAGACCAGUAUGUAAGCAUUUUAGUUACCUUUUUGCUACUUUACAUCAAAAUUACUUGUUGGUAUUGUCGAUUGCAAAACCUCAUAUAUUUUGUAGGUGUUUGUUUUGAGUCCCACAUUUAUAUUUAUUACAAAUCCUGUACUUUAUAGGAUAACAAUGCUCUGUGACGGGCUAUACAAAGCAAAAAGAACACCAGUCCAUGAGCCCGAGGACAUGUUCCAGGUUGUUUAUUUCUUUAAGACGUAACUGUAAUUAUCGCUAAUCAACAGAGUCAUCAUGCAUUCAGCAGUUUAUGGCGUCUUAUGAAAAAUAGUUUGACAUAGUAGAAAUGAGCAAGGAAUAGGAUGCAGUUUUUUCUGCAAUUGUCCUAAGAUAUGCUGUAGCUACCACGAGCUCAGUAAUGUUUUCCUCGGAAAAAAAUAGUUUUUACAGCAUUUAUA